AUGGCUCCGGGUCAAGCAUUUACCCCCGGCCCCGUCGGGAAAACCCUGUUCAUCGGAUCCUCGAACGACGAGCUACUACCACAUUCCUUACCGGAUAACUUACAACGGGAACUGGAACAGCUGCUGAAAGACAAUCGCCCAAUAUUCCAGCCCCUAGAAGAGUGUCAUGAAGUUGUGGAAGAAGUUUGGCGUGAAAAGGCUCCAAAACAACUAUACGGGUACUUGUUUGGUGCUGUGAUAGGCGAGGGCAGUUAUGCCAAAGUUAAGGAAGUUGUUCAUGAAAAAACGUUACAACGCGCUGCCAUAAAAAUAUUUAAAGAACGGAAACUGCGAAAAAUCCCAAACGGUUACGAAAAUGUGCUUAGUGAGAAGCAAAUUCUUUCAAGGCUGGAUCAUCCGAAUUGUAUUAGGAUGUUUCAGUUUUUUCGGAUAGAAGAGAAGGAAAAACUUUAUAUGGUGCUCGAAUACUGCGUUGCUUCAUUACAUGAGAAGGAUGAUAUCUGUUGUAUUGCUCAGGGUACUCCGAAAUUCCAGCCGCCGGAAGUGAUCUCGGGGCAGAACGACUUUUUCCACGGAUUUGGAGUCGAUGUUUGGUCGGCCGGUGUAACGUUAUAUAACCUUGUUACCGGGAUAUAUCCCUUUGAAGGAGAAGUAAUAAUGAGAUUAUUUGAAAACAUCAUUGAGCAACCACUGACGAUACCGGAUAUUAAAUUGAGCAGUGAAGUCGCAACGUUACUAGAGGGACUCCUAGCCAAGGACCCGCUUUCACGACUUACAAUCGCAAAUAUAUACAAGCAAGAUUGGAUGCUACUUGAUUUUCGGCUGCCAAAAUUUGCAUGGAAAAAUCUGACCACCGCCCCGUUCCUGACUGCGCGGAAGUCGAUGUCGGUGUACCCAGCUAUUCGCAAGUUGUGUAAUCGAUCGGAACCGGGGCAUGCAACAUCAUCUGAGAUGGCUCAUCCAGCCUAUAACGUGGUUAAUGUUUACGCCACCUCUAGCACUACGGAUAACCUUUCACGCCAUGAGAUGUUGAUGUGGGUCAACGAAUGCCUACAAGCUCAAUUCACCAAACUCGAACAAAUGCACACCGGCGCCGGGUAUUGUCAGUUCACCGAUUUCCUGUUCCCACAAACGAUUCCACUGAAGAAGGUGAAAUGGAACAGUCACCUGGAAUUGGAUUGGUUGGCCAACUGGAAAAUUGUUCAAAACGCAUGGAAGUCGCUGGGAAUCGACAAGAUAGUUCCAGUCGAAAAGCUAAUUAAGGGAAAAUUCCAGGACAAUUUCGAAUUCCUCCAAUGGUUCAAGAAAUUCUUUGAUGCCAACUACGAUGGGCACAGCUACAGUCCCCUUGAAGCUCGCAGCGGAGAGCCUCUGCCCGUCGAUGGAAAGCCCGGUGCUGCAUCGAAAAUGCCGACAAGGACUAUCGGCAAUGUUAGUGCUCCACGCCCGCAACCUCCCAAAAGUGGAUCAAACACCCAACUUGCAGCGGCCGGUGUAAAGAAAACCGCCCCUGCCGUGACUCAACCUCGCCCAGCGAUGGCAGCCCCUGCUCCGGCAAGACCGUUGGCUCAGAAAUCUAACAUGUCUAACCAGAAUAAUAAUGGGGCUUCUGGCAAGGACAUCGCCAAACUGGAGGCGGAUAUGAAAAACAUAAAAAUUGCGCUGGAUGAUAGCCAACGACAACUGACGGAAAGCGAUGCAGUUGUGGCCAGUCUAGAGAAGGAACGUGAUUUCUACUUUUCGAAAUUGCGGCAAAUCGAGAUUCUUUGCCAAGACAAUGAAGCGAUUGGAAACGUUGAAGUGGCUCGUGUUCUCGACAUUUUGUAUGAAACAGAAGACGGCUUCUCGGCUCCGGAAGAUGCUGAAGAU
Messenger RNA from Mesorhabditis spiculigera, 1869 nucleotides. The record is from the annotation of a GenBank genome assembly. NCBI's taxonomy places the organism in Eukaryota, Metazoa, Nematoda, Chromadorea, Rhabditida, Rhabditidae.